AUGACCAAUUCCAAGACCAAGGUCAAUACCCAGUCCAAGAUUAUGUCCGAGACCAAGUCCAAGACCCAGUCUAAGACCAAGUCCAAGAUCAAGUCCAGACAAAAGCUAAGAUCAAGUCCAAGACCAACACCAAGACUAGGUCCAACACCAAGCCAUUCUUCUCCUGAAUUGUCUCAUGGUUCUAGCGCUGUGGAUGGCCUGAAUGGCGGAGGCGACACGUUGGCUCCAUCGGCAGUUGCUGACGUUGCGGUGGAGGAACACUGCUACCCUCCUUCUGCUACUGUGGACACCCUUCCAAAAUCUGACUGUAUUCGCCUAUACUAUCAAAAUGUUAGAGGUCUGCGCACCAAAGUCGACGACUUCUUCAUCUCAGCCAGCGAUGCUGAAUUUGACGUGGUGAUUCUCACCGAGACCUGGCUCAAUGACCGGUUCCAUUCACCGCAGUUGUUUGGAACGGAAUAUAAUGUUUACCGCAAUGACCGCGACCCUCUUGGCUCGGGCAAAUUAAGAAGUGGAGGUGUGCUUAUAGCAGUUUCAAAACGAUACAGUUCUUCUGAGUCAGCAGUUGUCGAUGAUCGUGAGAUUGAACAGCUUUGGGUUAAUGUGAAUGGAGGCAAUCGAACUAUCUGUCUAGGCGUUGUUUAUAUUCCCCCCGUUUUCUCUACUUCGCUGAAGUGCGUCGAGCGACAUAUAGAUUCUGCAUUCACGUUAUCCGAGAAACUAGGACCAUUAGACUUUCACCUACUGUUCGGUGAUUACAACCAACCAGGCCUUCGUUGGAAUUGCCCAGCUUCUGGAAAAGUUCGAAUCGACCAGACUAACUCAGUAUUCACUGCUGCAAACAGUGCGCUCGUGGAUGGUAUGGCAUUACUCGACAUGCAGCAGAUAAAUCCAUUCACGAAUGACCGUGACCGGGCCCUGGACUUGGUGUUUGCUAAUGUCAAUGCAGUCAAUCAGUGCGAUGUAAUUCAACCACCUGAAGCCAUUAUCAAAAUCGAUCCGUUACAUCCUCCAAUUCUUGUCACUCUUAGCUGUCCACCUCUCAUUCGAUACGAAGAGGUACUUGACGAACGAGAGUUUGAUUUCUAUCGCACCGAUUUUUCUGGCCUGAACGAAGCUUUGCAUUCAACGGAUUGGUCGUUCCUGGGUGGGGUUGAUGUGAAUAUGGCUGUAUCCCUUUUUAACCAACUGCUUCUAUCAUUCUUUCGUGACUUCGUCCCUCGACCCAGGCCUAAGCGGAAACCACCCUGGUCAAAUUCAUGGCUUCGUCGUUUAAAACGUAAGAGAUCUGCAGCACUGAAGAAGUACUCCCGUUUACGGAACGAGAUCACCAAACAAGAGUUUGUUAGAGCCAGACGUCGAUACAGAACACAUAACCGCCAUCUCUACUCGAGAUAUGUUUUGCAAAAGCAGCAACAUCUUAAAUUAAAUCCCAAACGUUUUUGGUCAUUCGUUAACGAGAAGCGCAAGGAAACUGGACUUCCUGCCCAAAUGUCACUAGGGGAUCUAUCUGCCAGCAAUACUGAAGACAUCUGUAAUCUUUUUGCUCAGCAAUUCUCUAGCGUAUUCGUCAGCAGCAGUACUUCAGCCCUUGACGUCCAGGAAGCUCUAAAGUUCGUUCCUGCAAACGUGUGCGAUAUAAACAUAACCAGUUUCACGCAAAAUGAAGUUGAAGCCGCCUUGAAGCAGUUGAAAUCAUCGGUAUCUCCCGGGCCGGAUGGAAUACCGUCGAUUAUACUGAAAAAUUGUGCAUCUACUCUUUCGAAACCUCUACAGUUUAUUAUUAACCAAUCGCUUCUUCAGGAAAAAUUUCCACCUGCUAGCGAAAGCAGCAAGCACGUGAACUCUUGUCUGCUGACACAUGUUCCGGUAGCUGAGGAUUCUGCUGGUCCAACGGUUCGGAACCGGCUACUAUUCUCGAUGAUAGUGCGGUGCAAUCCAGAAUUGGACAGAAUUGGAGGUUCUUGCCAACCAAUUUUGAAAACGCUGGAUAUAGAACUACUUACCACAGGCUACAAGCGUUCCUAUCUAUUUCUAAACAGAUGCUGA
Messenger RNA from Sabethes cyaneus, 2049 nucleotides. RefSeq lists its product as uncharacterized. NCBI's taxonomy places the organism in Eukaryota, Metazoa, Arthropoda, Insecta, Diptera, Culicidae. Gene Ontology annotation, molecular function: catalytic activity. The transcript has 2 exons. The coding region runs from base 1 to 2049 and encodes 682 amino acids. The record is from RefSeq and is a predicted model, not a curated record.